CUUAUCUCCUCCUGAAGUAUCAUAUUCUUUUUUUUUUCUUUUUUCAAAGUCGUGGUUCUACUCCCUUCUUGAGUUAAGCUGUUGGCACACUCAAAAUACCAGGAUCUGAGGAGUCCAGACAGAAGGCCUAACGUGAGACAGACUGGCGGUCUAAUUUUCCAGCCAAAUGCAAACACUCUAAAUGGCCUCUCCCCAUGGGACCUUAAUUCGCCGCCAUACAUCCUCACUUAACAGAUAAGGUUCCCUAGGUUCCGAGAAAUUUGGGUCUUCAUGGCAUCAAUUCCUUCGGCAUCCUUCUUUUCCUUGCCCCUACCCCACUGGCAGCAACCUCAAAGUGUGCGGGUAGCUAAAUAUGAGACCAAGAAGCGCAAGAAAAGCUUCGAUGACUGGGGAGACAACGAUGACGACCUAGAAGGAGAAACCACUGAUGCUGCCUCGGAGGCUGCGCCUCCAGCGCCAUCUCUCACUUUAUCGCCCGACGAGGCUCAUCAAUACCGCGUGGCGGGUUUGUCUUUCGACCAAGAACUACCGGGAGGCAAGUUUCCGCAUGCCCCCGCACGACCUCAAUCUUCCGUACGGCAGACGCGGCAAGGGGUACUUGAAGAGUUAUCCUCUCUAUCGUCUCCAAUCUACCCGCCGCAAUCUGCGGCUCAUCAGGGGAAUCUCCGUCUACAGCACCUUGCCGUACUGACAUCCAUACUGCAUCGCUGUCUUCUGCAGAAGGACUAUAUUCGUGCCGGAAGGGCAUGGGGACUACUUCUCCGUGAGGAGUUCAAUGGAAGAACCAUCGAUGCACGUACCGAAGGGAGAUGGGGCAUUGGUGCGGAAAUCCUGCUCCGGCGCGGCCGUCAAAUCGCAGACAUGGCUACCGAAAAUGGCGGCGACAGCGGCGCUACUCAAUCGCCAGUAUUUACCAGAAAGGGCUUUGAGGAUGCCAAAAAAUAUUAUGAGAGGCUGAUCAUCCAACAUCCAUACCGGAAAGCUUCGCCAGACUCCAUCAGCUCGCUGCAUUUCUACCCUGCCAUGUUUGGCCUCUGGAUUUAUGUGACCCAGGAGGAGAGCGAAGUCAGUCGACGCAACAUCUGGGCUCGUCACGCGGAUGAGUACGGAGAGCAUUCAGAGGAUGAAGAUCUUACAUCCGAUCACGAAGGCCAUCGUGAUUCCAAGCAAAGGGCCCACGCGCUUGUUGCCGGUGUACGUAAGGUCGAACUAGACCAGGCACAGAAAAUUGCAGGCAGAAUGGAUGAGAUUCUUGGCUCCCCUCCCUAUUCGGAUUCUCCGGAACUGCUGGAGUUGAGGGGGAUGGUAUCCCGCUGGAUCGCCGACCUGUUUGUGUCAUCCGUGCCUGGUGGGCAGACCGAGCACGAUUACUACACCGAUGAUGAAGACCAAGACGACUCGAUACGGGAGCGUAGACUCGCGAUGGAGAAGCGAGCGUCGGAGACUCAGAAGUCGGAGGAAUUUUUCCAGAAAGCUCGGCAACGUGGCAAGGGAGUGACUUCCACCCUUGACGAUUUUCAUAUUGAUGACAAUGAGCUAUUAACGAUGGGCGUGGGAGACUAUGUGCAUGCCAAAGAACCCGGCGCCCAACCUCGAUCUCGCGCAAAUGAAGCUCCCAAUCUAUCUCGACAGGCUCUAGCAGCCCAAGCAAGGGUUGAGAUCCCUCCGACCAACUUGGUUGCUCCCGUACCUAUGUCGGGCAACAAAGCCAAUCCAUUGGAGCACUAUAGAGUCCCUUCUUUCCCGGUGGAGCAUCACCAGCAGCAGCCGCAGCCGGCGCAAGCAACAGCCGAGGAUGCUGCGCACAGGGAUAUGUUCGACACCGACGUGGAAGGGAUCGAUGACUCAACCAUCGCAGCAACAAGUGUUCUGGGAUUUGAGGACAUCCCGCCUCAGUACCAGUUGGCUCAGCACCAAGCCGCCGACCUGAAGCAAUUCCAACGCCAUGCUCACAUCCCGCAUCGCUCGCUCGAUGCGAAAUGGUACGAGAACUUCGGCGACAACGCCCUGAAGUCGGCUGGUUUCGACAGCGGGGACGCGGCCGACGAUGCAGAAAGCCAGUUGACCUCCGUCGUUGGGGAUGAUGAACGGUCCGAUACAACCGAGGACGCGGACUACGCUCGACGCUACAGGUCCUCCACCACGACGGCCAACGAGCCCUUGAGCAAGCGCCUACAAAACUUCUGGAGCGCCAGCCGACGCACCUAUCAAAACUCCACUGAAGAACCCCCUGCUGCAUCCGCCGUGUACCCGGAGCCGUCAAAAGCAUCCGGACCGGGAGUCCUGAGGCAAACCCACUCCGACACCAGGAUGAUGGCGGCCAGCCAGGUCCUGCCACUAGCAGGCAACAGCAGGAAGGUCACGCUCUCGCGCAGCAUGACCGCAACCCCCCGGACGCGGUUCAGCCCCCCCAAGCCCUCUCUCCUGGAACAGCUGGACUUGACGCCCACCCGCCGGACAUCCGGACCCCGGCCGCAGCCCGGCAAGGAUGUUGCAGGGAUCACUGGAAUCAAUCACUAUCAACCCCAUCAACAAAACCAUCGCGACGUGGCAGACGAGUACGGGCUGUAUGACAGUGACCUCGGAAGACGAGGCAGCCUCCCCCCAUUAAGUGCCUUCGACAUGACGAACAUCGAUGACCUCGACAACGAGCACGAUGAUGACCACGAGCACGACCACGAGCACGACCACGAUCCCAUCAACGACCCCUUCUCUCGCCGCCUGUCCGUUCAACGCAUCAGCCCCGACAAUAGCCCCGACCCGGACCCCCACCUGCAAGAUAACCACGACUCUAAAAAGCGCCAGCUCGAACCCGACUACCCGCCGGAGGUCCUGCGACAGAAAACCUUUGCAGAACUCCAAUCCGAACCCUUUGACCACAUCCCCGCGGCCACCACCACCGCCGCAGCCGCGGAAACAAAACCCGUGCCCCCAACCUCCAGCGUGGCUCCCGGUCCAGAUAGCAAUCCAGAGGAGAGGAUGUCCUACCUUCUAAACCUCAGCGACCAAGAUCGCCGGGAGUUCUUCUCGGGCCUCUCGAUGGACGCAUGGGAAGACUACGGCGACCUCCUCAUCGACCAGUUCUCCGCGACUCUAGCGAAGAUGAAAGACCUGCGGCGCGCGCGACGACAGACCGCGGCCGUCUUCGAGGCCGAGAUCAAGCGACGUCAUGAGCUCGUCGAGGAGCAAUCCGGCGAGCUAUCGCGGAAGCUCAGGGACAUGAAGAGUGGUGGGACUGAGGUUCUGCGUGGGCGUACCCCUCAAUGA
Aspergillus homomorphus CBS 101889 is the source of this 3267-nucleotide messenger RNA. RefSeq lists its product as uncharacterized. The record is from RefSeq and is a predicted model, not a curated record. Gene Ontology annotation, molecular function: TBP-class protein binding; RNA polymerase I core promoter sequence-specific DNA binding; RNA polymerase I general transcription initiation factor activity. Bases 271 to 3267 code for a protein of 998 amino acids. Lineage: Eukaryota; Fungi; Ascomycota; Eurotiomycetes; Eurotiales; Aspergillaceae. The transcript is spliced from 4 exons. Gene Ontology annotation, biological process: nucleolar large rRNA transcription by RNA polymerase I; transcription initiation at RNA polymerase I promoter. Gene Ontology annotation, cellular component: RNA polymerase I core factor complex.